Messenger RNA from Triticum urartu, 1348 nucleotides. RefSeq names its product histidine-containing phosphotransfer protein 1-like. Gene Ontology annotation, biological process: phosphorelay signal transduction system; phosphorylation; cytokinin-activated signaling pathway. The record is from RefSeq and is a predicted model, not a curated record. Gene Ontology annotation, cellular component: cytoplasm; nucleus. Gene Ontology annotation, molecular function: protein histidine kinase binding; histidine phosphotransfer kinase activity. NCBI's taxonomy places the organism in Eukaryota, Viridiplantae, Streptophyta, Magnoliopsida, Poales, Poaceae.
UGUUGCCCUUCAGAGGUGGUGCCGGAAGGAUCAGGGGCGAAGCCAACAUAGAGAAGGAGGCGAUUGUGAUCGCAGCUAAGGGAAGCAAAAGCACGUGGAGGGGCAUUCCUCAGCCUACUGGUACAUGUCAUUCUUCCAGCAAGCGGCGCCAGUUCCAAAAUGAAGAUUUGCUUAAUUGUGAAAGGAUGUUUUGUCUCAAACUCUAUAUGGUCCAAGAUAUACAAUCAUUUCUUGAAAAUCAUAUUACUUCCAUCCCAAAAAGCUUGUCUUAGAUUUGUAUAAAUGCGGAUGUUGGUUCCCUGCUCUAGUUCUUGUAAGCUGAAAAUCUGCGUUCUUUCUGCAGUAUCUUUGUUUGAAGAGAUUAACGGCUGGCAAAGACUAAGUCUCCUCUGGUGUGCAUCAAUCAAGGGUUACAUGUAGUUCUACUUAUGCCCAGCCCGGCAAGGCCACUGUGGUUGUCUUGAAAGAUUGUCCUCCCUCUGUAUUAGCAAUCUCUUAAAUAUGCGGGAUUUUUCAAAUCUGCGGGCAUGCUGCAGGAACUCCUCAUGAGAAGGUUUGCUGGACGAUCAGUUCCAGGAGCUGCAGAUGCUACAGGAAGGGAGCGCCCCAGACUUCAUCGUCAAGGUUGUCACACUCUUCUGCGAGGACGGCGAGCGUAUCAUCGGCGAGAUCGCCAAGCUGCUAGACAAGCCAUGUGUGGACUAUGACAAGGUGAGCGGUUUUGUGCUUGAGCUCAAGGGAAGCAGUGCAUGUAUUGGUGCUCAGAGAGUGAAGAACAGCUGCAUUCAGUUCCAUCAGUGUUGUCAGGAGAAGAGCAGAGAUGGGUGCCUGAACUCACUGGAUUCUGUGAGGAACGAUUUCUAUGAUGUGUGCAGCAUGUUCAUGCCACAUGCUUCAGCUGAGCCAGCAGGUCCAGGCCUUAAUCCUUAACUCUAGACUUGAGCGAUAAAGCUGGAGCUGCAUGUUCUGAUGGCACAACACCUUUGAAGUCCUAGAACAUGCUCAACCUAGCUUAUAUAGCUUGGAGUCAUUUGCUUAUGUGGGGUCUGUAGCUGUCUGGUGGCAAGCUAAUCAUCUACUAGUAUCGAUGUCUUUGUUAUCAUCCGUAGUUUCGUUUGGAAUUCUGAGUGGUCAAAUAAAAAAUUCAGCUGUAGCUGUUUUGUGGAUUAUUGGUGGUUAAUAUGGUGUCUUAGUUCUAGUCGGUUUGUUGUUCGUAGAAAUGCAGCUGCAGUGUAAUCUUUACAAUAUUGUGCCUCGUCGAUCGGUGUACCGACUGUUGUGGUACAUUGUGGAGAACAGAUUUGAUCUAUCUAUUUUAUUUCAUAUUAUUAAGACGAGGCAAACAAGU